GCAGAGGCGGAAAACGGCGCGGCAGUUUGAAACGAACACAAACAAACCGCGAGAUAUCGGAGAGAAAUAAUCCGAAUUAUGCCUUAAACCGGAUUAAACAGUGUAAAUCUGAGUAUAGAAUAUAAACGGGUUGUUGUGCAGUGCUGACUGAGAGCUGUAUUCAGUAAACAGGAGAAUUAAUCCGAGUUUAUCUGUGAUUUUCUCAUCCGGAUUCAGAUUCAUUAUGGAAUCUAAAGAGAGGGAGCGAGUGAUGCUGCUGGAGGAGGAGGUGAAGAGCCUGUCUGAGGAGCUGAUCCAGUGCCAGGCAGAUAAAGAGUUUGUGUGGUCGCUAUGGAAACGUCUCCAGGUGGCCAAUCCGGAUCUGACCCAGGCUGUGAGUUUAGUGGUGGAGCGGGAGAAGCAGAAAGCUGAAGCUAAGGACAGGAAAGUUCUUGAGAUUCUUCAGGCAAAAGACUUGAAGAUUCAGGAGCUGGAGAAGGAUGUGGCAGCGCAGCGGCAGGAGCUAGGCGGCGCGGGGCAGCGGCGGUGGCAGGUGGAGGAAGAGUGCCGGCUGAUGAAGAAGGAACUGGCAGGUCUGAGCCACAGACUGGCGGAUAAGAGCCGGCAGCUUCAGGAGGUGGAGGAGUGUAAGAGGGUGAGUGAGGAGAGAGGGAGGAGUCUGCAGGAGCGCUGCAGUGUUCUACAGCACGAGCUCCUCACAAACCAGCAGAACCAGAACCAGCAGCAGGAGAACCACACCGCCCGAAUACAGGAGCUGCAGGAGGAGCUUGUGAGGUUGAGGGCGGGGCAUCAGGAGGAGCUUGUGAGGUUGAGGGCGGAGCAUCAGGAGGAGCUUGUGAAGUUGAGGGCGGAGCUUCUGGAGGUUCAGGGCCGCAGUGCUGCUCUCUCCUCUCAGCUCAGUACUGUAGAGCAGCAAUCCUCCGAGAGAGAGCAGCAGCUUCAGAAGCUCAGGCGGGAGCUGGUGGAGAUACAGGCUUUGUACAGGCAGAGUGUAGAACAUGCGGGAGAGCAGGCUGAGCUGAUUCAGCAGCUGGAGGGACUCAACCUGGACACACAGCACGUCCUGCGCAGCCAAGAGCAGGCCCACUGCACACACACCGCCUCCUACCAAAAGCUCUACACUGAACUGAGCGCGUCCUACCAAGCCUUACUGCGCAGGGAGGAUGAGCUGCGCCAGAGGGACAUGGGCCUCACCGCGCAGCUGCACCAGAGGGACCAGCAGAUUUCACAGCUCCAGGCUGAACUCCAGCAGCUGCAGCAGCAGCUAAGAGACAAAACAUCACAGGCUGUACUACAGCAGCAGUAUCCAGAACCUCAGUCCUCCACUCCGAUCCCUCAGUCCCAGUAUGAAGAGGCUGCAGUGGGACCAGAACUUCCAGCUCAUCCCCCGACCUGCAGAACUCAGAGCUCCUCACCUGAACAGAGCUGUAGAUCUAUCAGUGCUGAAGCUGAAGGGAGGAUCCAGCAGCUGGAGGAGUUACUCUCUCUCAAGACGCAGGAGAACGAGGAGUUAAAGAGAGCUCAUGCGAAGCGUCACGAUCGCCUCCGUCUGAUCCAGACCAACUACAGAGCGGUAAAGGAGCAGCUGAGGGAGGUGGAGGAGGUGCAGGACCAGCCUAAAGGCAGGAGGAAGCGGGCGGAGCCGUGGCAGCUUCGGCAGGAGAACAGUGACGCGGUGUGGAACGAGCUGGCCUUCUUUAAACGCGAGAACAGGAAACUCCUCAACGAGAAAGCUCACCUGGAGGAGGAGCUGGAUGUUGCGCGUGUGCAUGCAGCCAUGGAUCGAGCUACAGCGCAGGAACUGCGUCUGCAGGAACAGCAAGAGCUGCAGCUGAGAGACGAUGGAAACUCGGCGGCCGGCGGCGCCCUGAUCCUGCCAUCUGCCCAGAGACCCGACAAAUCCAUUAAAAAGAUAGAGGUGCUGGAGAGGAGGAUGGUGAGUUUAGAGAGGGAGGCGGAGCAGCUGAGGGAUGAUAACCACGCCCUGCAGGAGGCGGGGCUAAUGCUGAGCCGGGAGCGCUCGGAUCUGCAGGCCGCUCUGAAACGAGCCGCCGCUCGAGAGGAAGCAGAACUGGACCGACUGAGAGUGCAGCUGCUGGGUGAGGUGCAGGGGCUGGAGGCUCGGCUGCAGGGCUGCAGGAGGGAGGCGGCGGAGGCCCGGAGAGACCGGACCCAGGCCCGGCACGCCCUGCUGCGCCUCAGACAGGAACUCGGGGUCCUGAGGGCGGAGAGAGACUUCCACAGAGCCGCCGCCCACCGCUGGAGCAAAGCCAACAGGACCAGACCCCCGACGACCAGAGCCCGGGGCCCGACCCGAGCACACACACACUCACACACACAUACACACCCCGAGCGCCGGCCCCGAGCGAGCAGCCGGACACACACACUCUCAGAGCAGCGGCAGCAGAGGACACACAGCCCUGCCAAGGACGAGUGGGAGGACAUGAGUCCAGACAGUGAAACUGAGGAGUUCUCAGACAGCCUGGAGAGUCAACCUCCUGCUCAGCUGCGAAACCCUCCUGCAGCAAAGGGCUGCAGGUACGAGCUGAUCACUCCCGGACCCAGAGACCCCGUCACCACCCAUCAGCCUUACACAGCCCCCGGCACAGUGAGGAGUGAUGUGAGGAGGAAGAGGAGGAGGAUGAAGAACACCGCGCUCCAUCACAGACUGCUCUGUCUGCAGCAGCAGGUUGCAGUACUGCAGUCAGCCAGCAGGGCGGCGACUGAGAGGCUCACCCAGACUCAGACUGAGCUGCAGACGCUCACACACCGACUGCAGGCCAGCAAACACACCUCACAGAAGCAGGCGUGUGAGCUUGCGGUGCUGCAGCAGCAGAAGGCGGUGCUGGAGGCGGAGCUUGAGCAGUGGAGGAAAUCUCGUUCUUUAUCUCAGGAGCUGCCUACCUUUACCCCAGACCCCGCCCAUUCCACCUGUACCACGCCCUCAUCUGCCCCAGACUCCGCCCACUCCACCAUCAAACAGCUGGAAGCCGACAUCAAACAGCUCAACAGCAAACUGAAGAGUGCCACUUCAGAGGGGAAUAAACAGAGGUCUGUGAUUAAGGGCCUCAGGGCGGAGCUGCACGACAGGGACCAACGCCUCAAAGAGCUGCAGGACAAGCUGAGUCAUGCUGAGAGGGAUGUGGUGAUGAAGAGGCAGUUGGUGGAGGAUCUGCGCAGUCGGAUGAAGAUCCUGCAGGAUUCAGAGAGCAGCCGCCGUGCGCUCAUUAACGACCUGGAGAAGAAGGUGAAGACUCUGGUGGAAGAAGCUUCGAACCGGAAAGCUUUUAUAGAGUCUCUGAAGAGACGGCUGAGCGUAGCCAAUCAGGAGAAGAGCCAGAGCGAGUCCAGCGGCCAGAAACUGCAAGAGGAUCUGCAAAAACGGGAUCAGAAGCUGGCGGCGCUGCAGGUGCGGUUGGUGGAGUGUGAGGGGUCUCGGGCGGAGCUGGAGGAGAAGGUGUGUGUUCAGGUGAGGGCCGCGUCCCAACAGCACUCAGACGCCCUGCACACUCUACAGAACCAGCUCAGCCUGGCACAGCGCCAACAGGAACAGCUACGCUCCUUUACACAGGCUCUGGUGGUGGAGCUCUCCCGGGAGGUGCAGGAGAGCCGGGCAGAGCUGAGGAAGAGGAGGAGAGAGAGGAAGAAGAGAGAGAGAGCAGAUAGAGGAGUGUCCAGAAGCUCCAUGCAGAAAGCCCAGUCCAUCGCUGCGUCCAUCCUCAACCUGACCCACACCGACCUCGCCAGCAUCCUCCACACAGACCAGGAGGAGGAGGAGGGUGAUGAAGGAGGUGGAGACUGGAUGGAUCACAUCCGGCACGUCCUACAGCAGCAGGUUCCCUCUGCUGCUGUGUUGGUGGAGUUGGUGUUGGAGAAGCUGAAGGAGUUGAGGAUGCUGACGGAGGAGCUGGCUGUGUUCUCCUCCACCAACAGCCAAAACGUCUGAGAGAGAAACACCCGGCCGGAGCUCAUCAUCCUGCUACAGAUCAGCUCUCUCUCCUCUACUCCUCCUCUACACCUUCUCUACUCCUCCUCUUCUUUCAGAUUUAGUCACUACAGAUCAGGAUCAGCUUUUAUUUAUUUAGUAAUGAAUGUUUAAUUCAGGUAGCGCAUAUUAAAAACAGCACAAGCCUUAAAAUCACUAAACUGAUGCUGUUUAUCUGAUUUCAAAGACCAGCAAGAAGAAGAAGAAUCUGGACUUUCUUGGAAAAGUUUUUAAAGAUUAUUUAAAGGAUUAAUUUUGAAAGCACAGUGUGCUGAACUGAGGCUGAGUCAGUCAGUGAGAGUGUAGAGUUUGAGAGUGUGUUUUGUCUGUUUUAGGUUUUUACUCUGUUUUCCUGCACUACUGUAGUAAUCAUACUCUUAUGAAGCCUGAUUGUUUGUGGUUGAAGUAAAAUUUGUUUCUUUAAA
Astyanax mexicanus (Mexican tetra) is the source of this 4410-nucleotide messenger RNA. RefSeq names its product centlein, centrosomal protein (gene cntln). Gene Ontology annotation, cellular component: centriole; centrosome. Lineage: Eukaryota; Metazoa; Chordata; Actinopteri; Characiformes; Acestrorhamphidae. The coding region runs from base 224 to 3946 and encodes 1240 amino acids. The transcript has 29 exons. The record is from RefSeq and is a predicted model, not a curated record. Gene Ontology annotation, biological process: centriole-centriole cohesion; protein localization to organelle.